Molecule: messenger RNA, 384 nt
Organism: Gavia stellata (red-throated loon)
Lineage: Eukaryota; Metazoa; Chordata; Aves; Gaviiformes; Gaviidae
Gene: CDPF1
Product: cysteine rich DPF motif domain containing 1
Exons: 3
Coding region: 1-375 (124 amino acids)
Source: RefSeq, a predicted model, not a curated record
AUGGAUGCUCCCAAAGAAGUUCAGCCUACAGGAGAGUUCAUGUGCCAGCUAUGUGGCUUAACAGCUCCAUACACAUACUAUGGGCAGAAGCCACCAAACACACGCUCUAUUGUACUUUUGGAAGAAAGCUAUGUCAUGAAGGAUCCUUUCACUCCUGACAAGGACAAAUUCCUCAUCCUUGGGUCUCACUGCAGUUUGUGUAGCAGAUCAGUGUGCGUUGGUACAGAAUGUAGUCUGUUCUACUCCAAGAGGUUCUGCCUCCCCUGUGUGAAUGAAAACCUAAAGGCCUUUCCUUUGGAAAUACAAGAAGAUCUGGAUAAAAGGAAGCCCCAACAAAAAUCCUUCCCCUGUAAAAAAACGGAUACAAGAACAUAAAUACUGACG